UUAUUUUGGUAGGGUGACACAACUAAAUAACAAAUUAAAUAGCAUACGGUUCAUAACAGACAUUUUAUUAAAGAACCAACCCCAUUGAAGAGAGCAGGGACAUUGUCUUAGCACUAAAAAUAGCACACAUCAUCUUCUCUUCUUAAAUUCUUUGGUUGCUAAGAAAAAGUACUUCAUUCAACCACUUUCUCCUUCUUCUUGCUCUAACUCUUUAACUUAAUUUGUUAGUUCUAUCAAGUAAAUUAAACUAAACCGUGGUGAUGAUUGCUGUUGAUGAGUUAGUUCAUAAUAAAGGUGCUAAAGCUUUGGAGAAUCCAAAUCCUUGUAAAGAUCUUAAGGUACAUCUUUCAAUAUGCUUGGAACUUCAGAAACUCGUAGAUAGAAUCUUGCACAUAAUAUUAGCUACUGAAUCAGCCAGACCAAAUUGUACUUUAGCCAUAAAAGCACUCUGUUCAUUACACCUCCAUUUGAACAAAGCCAACUCCAUUAUCAAACACUCUUCUGAAUGCAGUAAACUCUACCUGGCUAUGACAUCACAUAGGAUACUUUCAAGAUGUGAAAAAAUUCGAAAUGCAUUUGAGUUAUACUUGACUCAAAUUCAAAGUGCUGUUCCAUUGUCCUUGGCUGCUGAGAUAUCUGGAAUACUCCAUGACCUUAAGGAUACAGAAUUUUCCCCAGAAAUUGAAGAAGUUGAAGCUAGGAAAGCAAUUCUAGCAUUGUAUGAGAAGGACUUUAAUGAUUCAGCUUCUUCUAUGGAGAAUGCAGAACUUGAAGCCAUUCAAAUUGCAACUUCAAGGUUGAAAAUAAACUCUACAUUCUCUCUCAUAGUAGAGAAAGCAUCACUUAGGAAGCAACUUGAUCAAGUUAUUAAUAAUGACACAAACCAAAAGGAGAAGCAACUUCUACAAUACCUUUUGUAUUUAUUGAUGAGAUAUGGCAAAUUCAUUCAUCAAAUUGGAAGCAACUCUUUGGAUCAUGACUUAGUUGUGGAUAAAGAACAUAGUCAUCAAGUUAUGGAAUCAAUUGACAAUGUAGUUAGAGACUUUGAAGUACUUAGUACUUGAGGUUAUAUAGGUCAACUUUUGUUCAAAACUUAUCCAACAUUAGUUAGGAAUAAAAAGAACCCUCAAGGUUAAAAAUUUUAUGAAA
This is a messenger RNA of Arachis stenosperma, 1149 nucleotides long. RefSeq names its product U-box domain-containing protein 6-like. The record is from RefSeq and is a predicted model, not a curated record. Bases 261 to 1064 code for a protein of 267 amino acids. The transcript has 4 exons. NCBI's taxonomy places the organism in Eukaryota, Viridiplantae, Streptophyta, Magnoliopsida, Fabales, Fabaceae.